Messenger RNA from Anoplophora glabripennis (Asian longhorned beetle), 1584 nucleotides. RefSeq lists its product as uncharacterized. Gene Ontology annotation, molecular function: DNA binding. The transcript has a single exon. The record is from RefSeq and is a predicted model, not a curated record. The coding region runs from base 1 to 1584 and encodes 527 amino acids. Gene Ontology annotation, cellular component: nucleus. Lineage: Eukaryota; Metazoa; Arthropoda; Insecta; Coleoptera; Cerambycidae.
AUGGAAGAUUGUUAUAAUAAAUUGCAAGCUGUCUAUUCGCGUUUCGGUUUGGAUAAAAAGCCACAGAACAUCUUUAAUUGUGAUGAGAUUGGUUUUCAAACCGAUGCAGGUGUCCAGAAAGUGUUGUGGAAAAGGGGUAGCCGAAAUCCAAACAAAUUAGUCGGUAGCGUCACAAAAGCUACGUACACGGUCCUUAUAUGUUGCAAUGCUGUUGGAGACUUCUUACCAAUGUUUAUCAACUACAAAGGACUUCACCUGUAUUCCACUUGGUGCGUGGACGGACCGGAGAAUUGUUAUAAUUGUUCACCGUCUGGUUGGAUGGAGUCCCUUCAGUUUUUUGAUUGGUUUACUAACUGUUUUAUUCCUUCAACUUCAGAUUUACAGGAUACUAAGCUUCUUAUUUUGGAUGGGCAUAACUCACAUUUAUCUUUGGACUUGAUAGAAACAGCCGCAAAACAUAAUAUCGAAAUAUUCUGUUUACCAGCUCACACGUCCCAUUUAGUUCAGCCUCUGGAUGUUGGCGUUUACAAAUCGGUUAAGGCAUCUUGGAGAAAAAUACUUCGAGAUUUUUAUCAAGAAUCGGGUUACAAAAAUAUCGAUAAAAUUGUAUUCCCUUCUUUAAUGAAAAAAUUGGCCAACACUCCAAGUUUGUCCAGAAGUAAUGCGGUAGGUGGCUUUGAUGGGUCGGGCAUUUACCCUUUGUCUUUAGAAAAAAUGACAAAAGAAUCUCAGAUGGCACACAUUGUUAACGGUGAGGAUUCUGCUCAGAUGCCAUCCACAUCUUCUGGGGACUCAGGCGAAAAUGGCCAAUUGCCGUCGACAUCUUACAACAUAAUAAGGAAUAAAAUAUCAGAACAGACACCCUGUCCUUCUACACCAGAAGAUAUUAAAACAAGUUUAGCAAAUUCAAUUUUGUCAGUCCUAAGGACUGAAAACACAAAAAAAUCGACCGUUAUUAAAAAAAACAGAGUAAACAGAAAAUUUGCUGAAAGCCUAACAGACAAAGAUGUUUUAAAAAGACUUCGUGAAAAGGAAGAAGAAAAACAAUCUAAAAAAAAAGCAAAACCAAAAGCAACCAUUGGCAAACAAAAAAAGAAAAGAAAGGCACAAGAAUCACAACAACCUAGCUCCAGUUCGUCAGAAAGUGAGGUAAUUUAUGAUGAUAACAGUGACAAUGAGCCGGAAGAUUUUGAAGAUUUGAUCACUGCAGAAAAUGAACAAGUAGAGAAUGAGAUAAUUGAAGAAGAAGGAGAAAAUGGGGUAAUUGAGGCUAAAACAAACAACAGUCAAAGAAGUACUCAUGCUGACAUUCAAAACGUUAAACUUGGGAAUUGGGUGGUCGUUAAAUAUCCUGGGAAAAAAGAUAUCAUUCAUUACAUAGGAAAGGUUGUACAAGUAAAGGAUGGCGAUAUUAAGGUUAACUUUUUACGUAAAAAAGGUUUGUAUUUUGUAUAUCCUGAUGUUGAGGACACAGAGUCGGUAUUAUUAAAUGCAGUAGUUGCAAUUAUUGACGAACCGGCGAUAAAUAGAGGAAUGCAUUUUUUUAAAGUGCCCCACAUUAGUGGAGUUACCAAAAUUUAUUAG